Molecule: messenger RNA, 2092 nt
Organism: Ectocarpus siliculosus
Lineage: Eukaryota; Phaeophyceae; Ectocarpales; Ectocarpaceae
Source: the annotation of a GenBank genome assembly
AUGGACGGCGACGCUGACGAUCUAGACCAGCUGGAUGAUGUGCAGCGAGAGUUGGAAGAUUUACGGCUCGAGAACCGCAUAUUCAAGUCGUACUACGAGCGACACGCCUCCGAGGUUGCAGAGGUCGACGAAGAAAAGCGGAAGACGACCAAUCGACAGCGUCGCAGACAGCUCCCGACGGUAUUGACCAUUGAGCAGAAGGUCGAAAUCGGCGUGCACGAGCAGGAGGUGGCGCACAAAGAUCUGGAAGACACGAAACGAAACUCUGAGAAGCUGAUUGACACCCUAAAGGCGGUCUUGGAGGAGACCGACAUCCGCAUUGCCGAUCUCAAGAAAGAGGCCUACGAGUUUAAGAGGGACAUCGUUGUGGGCGCCGAAAACAUGAGAACAGGGAAUACCAUGGCAGAAAAGGUUAUAAGAUACAUGGAGGACAAGCUCCGACAACGUGAUGCAAUGACCGAAAAGCUCCGACUCAAAAACACCACCCUCAAAGGCCAACUGCAAAAGGUGGAAGGCCAGCUCCGACAGAAAGAUGACAUGGGCGAUGCUCUACACUACAUCGAUUUCCACCAACUUCAAAUCGAAAACAAACAAUACGUCAGCCGCAUCGAGGAGCGCAACGACGAGCUACUCAAGCUCAAGAUGACCACUGGAAAAACCGUCCAAGCUCUCAACACUCUGAAGAACUUGCUUCACCAGCGCCUGGCCGAAAGCGAGUGGCUGUCCAAAGAGAUACGACUGAGAACAGAGACACUAAGCAAGAUCAAGGAAGAGAACGGGGCGGUUGCCACGGAGAUUACUGCCGAACGACGGGCAAAGAAGAAACUAGGCCAGCAUAAGGCGGAUACCCAGGAAAUGCCAAACGUGGACGACUACAUUGCGCAAAAGGCGACCGUGUAUCAGUUGCAAUCGUACUUGGCCAACUGGGAGCGGAAGGUGCGGAAUAUCGAUGCAGUCCUGAGGUCAUCACCACCAUUCCCAAAACGUGUGGUACCCACGGAUUCUCAAAGUGCUUGGCCUUUCUACAUGAUAUACCGACUCUCGUCCUGGCACGAACACUGCCUAAAGCGUAUGCAUACACGUUGUUGUUGAAUUCCUAUGCAUACAAGAGUACGCGGGCCUUUGCGGCAACGGGAUUGCCAGCUAUCUUAUCUCUUUCAAGCAACGCUUCUCCCGUUCUCGUCGUCAGGUGGAAAUUGCAAGCAUCGGAGCAAGAAGAGCAAGGGCCGAGGCAAAGAGACUCAGCGCAUAGGGAAUCAAGUCAAUCGGAAUAAAUUCUAUACUGACACAACACCGCCUAGUCGGUUUUCCUCAUCGCCGAAUCUUAACGCAUGCCGACGUUCAAAUGCUAAUAUCGCGAGGAGGGUGGCGAGGUUGCUUGGAGGGCGUCAAGCUCGUUUAGAUGGUAGCCGACAGCUGCUUUGGUGUCCAGCACUAUGAACUAAUUCUCUGCGUUGUUGUCUGGCACACCAAAUCUAAAAGGCUACUGUUGUGUCGCGGGGACAUGAAUCAUUGGGCUCGCUAGCCUUGUCUAGCUCAGCGUAGUCUGCGAUGAGACUGUCCAGACUCUCCAAUGCUUCGUCGAAGCCUCCGCGCUCCAUAAACUGCAGGAGGACGCAAGCACACAUAUUUGCCACGGGGGGUGAUCGUUCAUUUCUUCCCGUCUCCAAGAAAAUCUCCAUGGUUGCACCGACAGCGUAGCCACCAAGAUGUAAACUCGCAAAACACAUCAGAUGGAAGCAUGCUGCCCUAACUACAGAUAGAUGCCGUUGUUGGCGAAGUAUUCUCGGGUUGGAGAACAUAAUCGCGUUUGUAUCUUGUUUCUGUUCAGAACGAGGAAAAACAUUAAGUCUGAGCAAUAGGAUAUUAGCGGAUUUCCAGACGAUUAUCUCGUCAAUUGCAGAAAUAGCACUAUGGAGAUACGCUCACCUCUGUGUAGUGAUGAAGCAUUGCUUCUCUGUGAUAAAGCUGGAUGAAGCGGCGUCUCAGGUCAGCGAAGGUAUCCCUGAAAAAACGAGAGCAUAACUUGUAGUGCGCUUUCGGUUUUCCUAUAGUUUACUGCAUAGGGAAGUGUCCGAGAAUCCUGACACAU